AUGCCUUUCUCCAAACAACGCAAACUCCGUAGUUGUCCAAAACAAGAAUACCCGACGAUGCCACCUCCUCCGCGUGGUGACUGGUCUCUGCCACCAGAAGAGAGAAGACCACGACGGUAUUCAUCGACUCGAAAACGAUCGAUUGCUUCGCCCGGAACACGAUCCCAUCCAUCCUACCUCACAGGAGGCUCGCAAUCAACUGCACGUGGACAACAUAUGCAGCAACCUCCUAUCCUGCCUAAUGGCGUUGCGUGCUCUUCGCCAGCGUUUGUAAAUGGCACUCACCAGGCAUUUACAUCGACUUCACCUCCUCAGCGACCGCCAUCAAUGCAGAGCAUGCAACCUGGCCUAGGCCAAUACCUUCCCCCAACUCAUUAUGGCUCUGCUGCGCCUCAGCAACUGCAACCUGCUGCGCAGACAAAUCCUUCGGCAUACAAUACUACUACUGUGACGUCUGGCAGUGCUGUCCUAGUAGUACAGCUACCAGUGCUCCGUUACACCUCGCAGGGUGGUGUCAAUGUUGUCCCGCCGCCAGGAACCCCAAGCGCCUUGACCCAGACCUAUGAGAACAAUACAAAAUUGAACUUGUUGGCCGAGAAGUAA
Messenger RNA from Mollisia scopiformis, 603 nucleotides. RefSeq lists its product as uncharacterized. The coding region runs from base 1 to 603 and encodes 200 amino acids. The record is from RefSeq and is a predicted model, not a curated record. NCBI's taxonomy places the organism in Eukaryota, Fungi, Ascomycota, Leotiomycetes, Helotiales, Mollisiaceae. The transcript is spliced from 2 exons.